This is a messenger RNA of Cuscuta campestris, 4385 nucleotides long. The record is from the annotation of a GenBank genome assembly. NCBI's taxonomy places the organism in Eukaryota, Viridiplantae, Streptophyta, Magnoliopsida, Solanales, Convolvulaceae.
CUAUAGACUUCGAAGGACCAUGUGAGGCCCAUAAGCAAGCAAUGAGUGAAGGCAAGGGUCCAUGUUCGGCCUCGUCCCACUCAAGUUCAGCCUCAUCUCACUCAAGCUUGACCUUAUCACUUACGGGCUUUGCAACUAGGCUCAUUGGCAUCAAGAGAUUUUAAGGGAGAAGGUCCAAACACGGCUAUGAGCACCCUAGGGAUUGAGCUCGGCCAUAAGCACCCCAAAGGCGAGGGACUAGGGGGUUCGGAGUACACCCUAUGACAAAUGACAUUCCACAUUUGCCCAUUGUCUCCGGAUGAGCAAUAGCCAUGUUGGCCUUAUUACUCUCUUUACUCUUAUCCGCUCCCGUCUUCGCCGCCGAUCACUUCCUUCUGAACUGCGGCGCCUCCAUAAACCAACGGUUCGGAGAUCGUCUCUGGGAAACGGACACUGCCCACAAACAAUUCCUCCCCCCAAACGCCGCCGACAUAUCCUUAACUUCCACCGCCGCCGCAGAGCAGGGCCCUUCCGUUCCGCAGGUACCCUACACCACCGGCGUUCGAUUCUUCACUUCCCAGUUCACCUAUUCCUUCCCCGUCUCCGCGGGCCCCAAAUUCCUCCGCCUCCACUUUUACCCGGCCCAGUACAUCGACGGCGGCGGCCGGUUCGUCAAAACAGAGUCUUUCUUCUCCGUCACGGCCGGUUCCUACACCCUCUUGAGUAACUUCAGCGCCUAUCUCACAGUCUCCGGCGUUGACCCGCCGGUCGUGUUCAGAGAAUUUCUGGUCAACGUCGACGAAACGCUGAAAAAGCUCGACAUUACAUUCACUCCUUCUCCGAAAUCUUAUGCAUUUGUCAAUGGGAUCGAAAUCGUGUCGAUUCCGGCCGGAUUUUACAUUCGGGGAGAAGAUGAUACCGGGGAACACCCGAUUACAUGGGUCGGGUCAUCCGGAACUCCGUACUACAUCUCCGACAACACUGCCCUGGAGACUCUGUACAGGUUCAAUGUCGGGGGCAAAACGGUCUCUCCCUACGAGGACUCCGGGAUGUUCAGGACGUGGUAUAGCGACGACGAUUACGUGGUCGGUUAUGGAUACCAGACACCGUCGUUGGAUGUCAACGUCAGCUACACCCCGUCGGCGCCGGCGUACUCUGCUCCGGCGAGUGUUUAUACCACGUCAAGAACGAUCUCGAAUCACAGUAACGCUGUCAAUUGGACCUUUCCAGUUGAUUCCGGGUUUAUUUACCUGUUCCGGCUCUACUUGUGUGAGUUUAUGCAGGAAAUAACUAUGGCGAAUCAGCGGGUUUUCACGGUGGACAUUGAGAACACCACCGCGGAGGCGCAUAUGGAUGUUUUUAUGAUGGCUGGGGGCUCGAGAAUCCCGAUUUUUAAGGACUACGCCGUUCAGGUGCCGGAGACGGACGGUCUCCGACGGGGAAAACGGGACGUUUGGUUCGCGAUAAGGCCCAACAUGGAAUCCCAAUCCGUGUGGGCGAAUGCAAUUUUAAAUGGGUUGGAGAUUUUCAAGCUGAAUGACACGACGGGAAGCUUUGCAGUGCCCAAUCCCGAGCCUCCCGUCGUGGCCUCGGUAAACCAAUCGCCGCCGCCGCCUCAGGCUCGAUCUAACAAGAAAGUCAAGAGAAAAGCCUGGAGCGUAAGCGGUGGUGUAGCGACGAUAAUGUUGCUAGUGUUAUUGGGAUUCUUGAUUUUCCAGCACCGGAGGAGGAGAGUGAGAGACUCGCCAUCCGACAUGGCGAGCCAUGCCACCAAGACGUCAUGGGCGCCAUUGUCGCCCAUGUCAGCAUCCACACAAACCUCUGGUUUCUCCGCCACCUCCUCCUUACCGAGCGACCUCUGUCGCCACUUCUCCCUAGAGGAUCUCAAGUUUGCCACAGACAACUUCGACGAGAGCCUCGUCAUUGGGAGAGGAGGGUUCGGAAAGGUGUACCGGGGACUCAUAGACAACGGGGCAACCCCCGUCGCUAUAAAGCGUCUGAACCCAGAAUCCAGUCAAGGAGUCCGGGAAUUCAGAACCGAGAUCGAAAUGCUCUCGAAACUGAGACACGUCCACCUAGUUCCCCUCAUCGGGUACUGCAACGACGGUGGGGAGAUGAUCAUCGUCUACGACUACAUGUCGCGGGGAACGCUCCGCGACCAUAUCUACAAAUCCCCAAAUCCGCCUCUUCCCUGGAAGAGGCGGCUGGAGAUUUGUAUUGGCGCCGCGAAGGGGUUGCAUUACCUUCACACCGGCGCCAAAUACAGCAUCAUUCACCGGGACGUGAAGUCUACGAAUAUCUUGCUCGACGAUAGAUGGGUGGCUAAGGUUUCGGAUUUCGGGCUGUCGAAGGUGGGCCCGCUCGGCGGGGCCGAAACCCACGUCAGCACUGCGGUCAAGGGGAGCAUAGGGUAUGUUGAUCCGGAGUACUAUAGACGGCAACAAGUGACGGAGAAAUCGGACGUUUAUUCCUUCGGGGUUGUCUUGUUUGAGGUCCUCUGUGCACGGCCGGCGGUCGUGGCGUCGCCGAUAAAGGAAAGAGUGAGUUUAGCGGAGUGGGCCCGGCAGUGCUACCGGAGAGGAUCAGUGGAGGAGAUGGUGGACCCCAGGCUGACGGGGGAGAUUGCGGCGGAGUGUUUGAACACCUUCGCGGAGAUCGCGUGCAACUGCCUGAAGGAUCAGGGGAUCGAACGCCCGGCGAUGAGCGACGUCGUUUGGAGCCUGGAGUUUGCAUUGCAGCUCCAGGAAGCGGCGGAGAAGAGCAUGGGGUAUGGUGGCGCCGGAGUCGACGGCGUAUCCCUGCCGAACAGCCCGUCUUAUCCCCUGCUCGAAAAGGGAGAGUCGUCAAUCACGGUGGGUACGACGGCAGAUGACGACGGCGGGUUCCUCUCGACGUCGGAAGAAGCUGCGGCGAUGUUUACCGGCAGCCGUACUGUUACGUCCACGGCGAGUAGCAGCCGGUUCCAGUCUGAUAAUGUUUUUUCGGUAAUUACUGACCAAAUGGGACAGAAGCUCACUGAUUCAAAUUAUCCUGCAUGGUCUCUCAAUGUCAAAACUGCUCUCGAGGCCAACCUUCUUCUUGGUUGGAUCGAUGGUCAUGAAGCUGCGCCUCCAAAAAUCCUAUCCAAGGAUGGCAAGGAAAACCCUAACCCAGAAUUCCAAACAUGGAUUGUGAUUGAUACUCAGAUACGUGCAUGCCUUCUUGUCGUCAUCAGUCCGUCUGUUCACAAGCAUGUCCGCAACUUCACCACAUCUGCCGAUCUAUGGAACGCUCUCGCUGCCCGGUAUAAUUCUGUUUCUACCACUCACAUCUAUCAACUACGGGACAAACUUCACACACUCCGAAAAGGUACAAAAACUAUCACCCAGUACCUUGAUGAAGUUGCCACUAUCCUCACCGAUUUGGAUGCUCUCAACGAGGUUAUUCCUGAGAGAGAUGUGGUGAAUGCUGUUAUCCGAGGCCUCCCUCAUGAAUAUUCCUCCUUCAAGCAAAAUAUACGGAUGAACAAUGAGAAUAUAAGUCUCAAUCAACUCUCUGGAUGGCUAACCUCUGAAGAAAAAAAUCUUUAAAUCGAGCAAAAAUUGAGAAAGCAAAAGACCGAUGAGUUCCUCAGUUCCAGACUCUUCGGCUCUUCGAGUCUUCGGUUCCUCCGCAGCGUCUAACGGAACUUUUUCUCAUCUUCCCAGCGAUUCAUCCUCUUUUUAUAUCGCAAAUCAGCCCUCUUCUUUCCUUUGCCGAUUAAUUCCUCAAUUUCUUCUUAUUUGAAUUAAUAAGAGUUUGAAGGCUAUAGCUCAUCAUUCAUCAAAGAUAUCAAGAUUUGAAAUUCCUCUCUUCAUCCAUUUCUGUCUACUGCAGUGUUGCACACUCUAUUUGCUUAUCCCAGGUUUUAUUGUUUCUUCAUAUAUUUAAUUCUAAUAUGCCUCCUAAAAUAAGAAAAUAUGAAUCUAGGUAUGCAAAACGUAAAGCAGUCGAGAGAUCCCGCUCCUUUUUUAUAUUCUAGAGCCUUGAAUUAUUGAGUUGUACAGGGCCACCUUAAUUGAUUGGGCGGCACUGCCUGCCGGCACCAGUCACUCGUACCUUUCUAUAGCUACUUCGUACCUUUUUAAAUACAAGCGUAAUACAAGUAUCACUAAAGUGUAAAGUGAGCCGCCCACUGGACACUUUCCGAAUCUUGAUGCGAAACUUGUUUAGUUACCACUUUCUUAGCUAGCCUAAUUAAUUGUACUCCCUCCGUCCCAAAAAGUCUAACACGUUUCGAAAAAACUGUGUCCCAUAAAGUCUAUUACAUUUCUAUUAAAAAACCACUUUUACCCCUUACUUUUUUUCAUAUCCUACCUAUCACAUCAUACCUUUUUCCUAAUAAUCUACCCAUCACAUCCUACUUUACCCAUCACAUCAAGGGUGUU